Molecule: messenger RNA, 487 nt
Organism: Meloidogyne enterolobii
Lineage: Eukaryota; Metazoa; Nematoda; Chromadorea; Rhabditida; Meloidogynidae
Source: the annotation of a GenBank genome assembly
UGUAUAUUUUUUAUAAAUGCUAAUUGAGGGACAAAACAUUAUUUCAGGUAGUUGCCAAAUCAUUGCUUGCUUCUGCGUCUGGCAUAUCAUUGGAGUUUUUGGAACUAAAGCCGGAUUAAGUCCCAUAGCAGUACUUAGUAUUGUCAUUAGCAUUAGAGAGGUGCCUAAUAAUGAAGGGAUUCUUGCUCUAUGCCCACUAUUUUCCCAACUUUCUAUUUUCUUUGGCUCUGUUUUCUUAUGUUUAGUUUCAUGUUUUUCAGUCUCGUUAGUUUCCGUAACUUUAAUAGGCUGCAGGGAUCUUAUAUUUUGAUUCGAAGGGACAUAAUUCCUAUUCAUUUUUAUUUCAUGUACUUGUACUGUUAAAUUAUCUAUUAUUUCUUUCAUUUCUUGAUUUUGAUUUUUCAAAUUCUCAAUUUCAUUGCUUCCUGCAUUUUUCCUGCCUUGAUUUCUAUUAUUAAAUGACCUAUUAGCGUUGAACUGGCGUUCC